GCUUCCGGUGUCUACCGUGGUGCGAUCUGUCAAAAUCGCCCACAAACUCGCAUUCGCGUCUUGUGUUUGGCCCCAAAAUGUGUUGUUGAAGGAUCGAUCGCCCUUUCCCGAUCGAUUUUCGCGAUUUUGUCACUGUAACUUCGCUUUCCAAUGACGCAGUAAACCACGAGACGGUUCCAUUAACUACGAAAAAGUGUGUUGGUUUUUUUGGUCGGGGAGAUUUUUUAGAGGGAGUCCGGGUCGACUUUGAGUGUGGCGGAUAUCAAAACAACGUUUUUCUUUAGACUUUUGUAAUGGCUUUGUACGUGCUUUACGAGCAUGCCGCUGGUUACGCGGUGUUCAGCGUGAAGGAGUUUGAGGAGAUUGCGAUGCUGCUGCCCCAGGUAGAGCAGUCCGUGACCGACUUGUCGCGGUUCAAUUCCAUUGUGAAGCUGUUGGGCUUUUCGCCGUUCAAAACCGCAGUGGCAGCGUUGGAGAAUGUCAACGCCAUUUCGGAAGGAAUCGUGCCGGAUGAUUUGUCCGUGUUCCUGGACAGUGUCCUGCCGAAGGCGUCCAAGAGUAACAAGUUUACGCUGGGGGUGGCCGAUGCCAAGCUGGGUGCGGCCUUGGGCGAAGCCCUCAAGAUCCAGUGCUCGCACAUUGGAGCCGUUCCGGAAAUUUUGCGCGGAAUUCGGCACCAUUUCCCGAAGCUGGUGAAAGGGUUCUCGGACAAGAGUGCCGGCGUGGCCCAGCUGGGUCUUGGCCAUAGCUACUCGCGUUGCAAGGUCAAGUUCAACGUGCACCGCUCGGACAACAUGAUCAUUCAAUCGAUCGCUCUGCUCGAUCAGCUGGACAAGGAUAUUAAUACAUUUUCUAUGCGGAUCCGUGAGUGGUACUCUUACCACUUCCCAGAGCUGGUCAAAAUUGUUCCCGACAAUUAUCUGUUUGCUAAAGUUGCCCAUUUCGUAAAGGACCGGAAAUCACUCUCUGCGGAAAGUCUGGAGGCGCUGGAGGAAAUCGUCAUGGACUCGGAAAAGGCCCAAGCCAUUAUCGAUGCGUCGAAAAUGUCGAUGGGAAUGGACAUUUCGGUGAUUGACCUGUUGAACAUUGAGAUGUUUGCCAAGCGUGUCGUUCACUUGUCCGAAUAUCGUCACCAACUGGCCGCGUAUCUUCACUCUAAAAUGGGCAACGUUGCCCCGAAUCUGCAGUCUCUGAUUGGCGACCAGGUCGGAGCCAGGCUCAUCUCGAAGGCCGGAAGUCUUACCAAUCUGGCCAAAUACCCCGCCUCGACGGUGCAAAUUCUGGGUGCUGAAAAGGCACUCUUCCGGGCACUGAAAACCAAGAGCAACACUCCAAAGUACGGUCUGUUGUUCAACUCUUCGUUCAUCGGCCGAGCCAACGCCAAGAACAAGGGUCGCAUUUCGCGAUUCCUGGCCAACAAGUGUUCGAUUGCGUCCCGUAUUGACUGCUUCACUGAAAGCCCCAGCAACGUGUUCGGCGAGGCGCUCAAACAGCAGGUCGAAGAUCGGCUCAAGUUCUACGAGUCCGGUGAAACGCCGCGCAAGAACCUAGAGGUGAUGAAGGAAGCCAUGGAGGCGGCCGCCCUCAUCAAUCCGGCAGGCACGGAGAACGGGACCAAGAAAAAGAAGAAAAACAAGAAGCGCAAGCAAGAGGACGCCGAGAACAACGGAGAUGCCGCCGAUGAAACGCUGAACGAAACCGCCAACGGAAACGGAACGAUCGCCGAGGAGGAACCCGAAGCGGACGGUGAGCCCAAGAAAAAGAAGAAGAAGAAGAAAAACAAGAACAAGGAAGCGGCGGACGAGUGAGCGAGGGCAGUACGAGUUGAGUACAAUUUUCAUAUUAUCUUUUCCUAUAAAUACUUUAUAAGAUUGCAUAGUGCAAGAGUGCAGUAAUCUUUUGCAAGAGACAGACUAAUAAACUUUAAUUGCUGGCCAGCAAGA
Culex pipiens pallens (northern house mosquito) is the source of this 1943-nucleotide messenger RNA. It is a transcript of the gene Nop56, whose product is annotated as nucleolar protein 56. The record is from RefSeq and is a predicted model, not a curated record. Gene Ontology annotation, cellular component: box C/D methylation guide snoRNP complex; small-subunit processome. The transcript has 2 exons. Lineage: Eukaryota; Metazoa; Arthropoda; Insecta; Diptera; Culicidae. Bases 294 to 1808 code for a protein of 504 amino acids. Gene Ontology annotation, molecular function: snoRNA binding.